CACAUGGAUGGGCCACCCUGUAUAGAGUGAUUCAAGAAUUGCGUGACGUAUGACGUGAAAAGUACUGAGUCAGUCUUACUAUUUUAUUAUUUGAAUUAUCUACAAAACUCCACUAAUUUGAAUGCAAAACUACUAACAUGCUGACUUUGCACCCAAGGAUUGAGAAUUCCUCCGUUAUUAUCAAGGAUGAGCAAAACUCUUAUCAAUCGCAUAAUAUAAAUAUAUAAAUCGUAAUCUUUUCGAAGAACGAUGGGUUUACCUGAUGUCAUCGUAGUCGCUAUACUUAUCGAUAAAAAAACACUUGAUGCUGGGCAAGUAAACAAAUUCAUAUGCUAUAUAAAUGAUAAAGAUCAAAAUUCGUAAAUUGGUACAAUCAUAUUUCCAACAUGACUCGAACAACAGAAAUAUUGAUUUUUGUUGCGAUUUGCUUCAUCGCUGUUACGUCUGCAAAAGAUCCAUUUGAACUGGUUGAAGGAAAUUGCAGCCAUGCUCAGGCAGGAGAUAUGGUUCUACUGAAACACGUACAUAAGUAUGCCUUACCUUUAACUACCAGAGAAGAAACGGGAAACGGUAGAAUCUAUUGUAUAACGGUUUUGAGCGAAAGCAAAGACACCAAAUCUGGCGUGAGAGUGAGCAACGGUGGUGUUUGGUACAGCUUUGCAGACGUAUAUGUUCAUUCUGAAAGAGUCUGUUGUAUAAAAUUUUAUUCAGCGUAG
Messenger RNA from Acanthoscelides obtectus, 716 nucleotides. NCBI's taxonomy places the organism in Eukaryota, Metazoa, Arthropoda, Insecta, Coleoptera, Chrysomelidae. The record is from the annotation of a GenBank genome assembly.